Messenger RNA from Caenorhabditis elegans, 692 nucleotides. RefSeq names its product SCP domain-containing protein (gene scl-8). NCBI's taxonomy places the organism in Eukaryota, Metazoa, Nematoda, Chromadorea, Rhabditida, Rhabditidae. The transcript is spliced from 3 exons. The coding region runs from base 10 to 642 and encodes 210 amino acids. The record is from RefSeq and is marked reviewed.
AGAACCAUCAUGCGUACUCUUCUUGUUUUAGCCGUUGCUUGUGUUGGAGUUUAUGCUCAAUUCUCCGAGGGAGGCAAGCAAUCCAUUCUGAAUGCUCACAAUGAUAUCAGAUCCAGAAUCGCAAAGGGAAACUAUGUUGCCAAAGGAAAUAGAAAAGAGAGUGCUACCAAUAUGCUUAAGAUGAAAUGGGACAGCUCCCUUGAACAAUCAGCUCAAAACUACGCCAAUGGGUGUCACAUGCAGCAUUCCACCAACGACAAAACCAUCGGAGAGAACCUCUACUGGGAGUGGAGUGGCGAUCCAUUCAGCGAUUUGGACAAAUUCGGAAAGAUCGCCACAGUUGCCUGGGAUCACGAGUUCGAGCAAUUCGGAUGGAACUCAAAUAAGUUUUCACUUGCUCUUUUUAACACUGGAGUUGCACAUGCUACUCAAAUCGCUUGGGCACCAACUGGUAAGAUCGGAUGUGGAGUUAAGAACUGUGGCCGUGAUGCUCGUCGCGGUGGAUUAUUCCAGGUUGCUAUUGUUUGCCAAUACAGAGUCCGAGGAAACUUCUUCUUCAAGAACAUUUACAACAGUGGAGCCACUUGCUCAGCCUGCCCAGCUGGAACCAGCUGCGAGCAAUCUACUGGACUCUGCGCCUAAGAUUUUUGAUAUGUAUUGGUGGUUUAGUAAAUGAAUUAUUUUCUCGAAAA